ACUGCCACCUCGCUGCAAUAUCCGUGAUCAUGGCGUUUACAUUAAAUUGCUCCGCUGAAAGUUUCCCGGUGGUAAAAACUUGUAAAUAAUUGUAAGUUUUUUUUAAUUCAAACCACACGUUAUAAGUUGCUUUGGAGAAAAAUGUGAGCUAAACAUAUAACAUUUUUUAAAAUAAGAUUUUGUACUGAUGCAGGCAAAAAAUACUUAGACGCUGAAACUGUGUCACACACUGAACUCAUCUAUAAUGAAUUUAGCGCCACUCUGAGCGGCGCUACACUCUGUUUACCAGGGUACGUACUGUACUGUACUGUACAUUUAUUUUACAAUGUUACGCCUCCUACAGGGCAUUUAUUCCCCGUUUUGAGACACAGCCUCAGCAGUUGCUCUAAGGGCAGAGGGCUCCACCUUCAAGGUCAUUCUUCUCUUGCUGGAUAAAUCAGAGCUUUUCACACUUUAUUAAUGUAUGUAAUUAUUAAUUCAGCAGAGUGACGGUUUUCUGUUACGGUGCUUUCCUUAUCGUCUCACAUUCCUGCAGUCUCAGCAACGAACAUGAGCUUCCGAGCGUUUAACCUCGCCUAACUCUGAAAUGCGUCACCAUCGAUUUGAUCCGAACUUGAGCACAAUGUCACCUGCCAGACCCACUACAGUCUAUCUGCAUUUUGGAAAUGAGCUCCUGAUUCGCCGCUUAUUUCUGGACUGAACUGCGAGGAAAAUUACUGUUGUUAUUUUGGAAUUGAAUUCAGUUAAACUUCAGGGCUUCUCUUUGUUUCUUUAGUUACAGUUGGACUAUGUCAUAAACCUCACAUUGUACCCCUAUUAGUGUGUGCGCAUCAUGGCAUCAGGACAUGGCUAUGUGUGUAUGUGUGAACUGAGAUUUAUUCCAACAGUGUGUCUUUGGAAUGUGGGAGGAAACCAGAGCACCCGGAGGAAACCCACGCAGACACGGGGAGAAUAUGUAAACCCCACGCGGACUGUGCCGGGACCGUCGUGCCAGGAAUAGAGAACCGGUCCUCCUACACCUGAAAUCUCUGGGUCCCCGGGAGGUGCUGGGGGACCUCGUUCCAUGGCAGAACAUUGAAAUAGACCUUCGAGGCUGAGCGGCCGCGAGCGCCGGGAUUCUUGGGGGAAGUGCGACGCUCCCCGUGUUUUGAGAAUGUAACAGUGGGCAGCUGGUGUCGCCCCAGGAUCUAUUCACAGCUCCCAGCUCCAAACAGCUGCUUUGGAUCAAAGGAAGGUCUCUUUUUCCAUUCUUCUUCAAAGUCCGUCUUCCUUCCAGCAAUGCCAGCCAAGACUCCCAUCUAUCUGAAAUCAACCAACAGCAGGAAGGGAAAGAAAUGCCGGCUGAGGGACAUCCUGUCCCCCGACAUGAUCAGCCCGCCGCUGGGGGACUUCCGCCACACCAUCCAUAUUGGCAAAGGUGGGGAACGGGACGCUUUCGGCGACAUGUCCUUCCUCCAGGGGAAGUACGACCUCCUCCCGGGGACGCAAGAGAAGCGCCUCCCUCAGUGCGUGGCCCACAACGAGUUCCUGAGGGCCCACAGCACCUCCGAGGCCCCCUCAUUUGAGGCGUCUUCCCCGGUGCUGAAAAACGCCAUCUCCCUCCCCGCCAUCGGAGGUUCCCAGGCCCUGACCCUGCCCAUCAUCUCCACGACGCCCUUCCCUCCAAACUCGGACCCCUUUGACCGCACGGACCCGCCUGCUCCCAGCCUCCUGGAGAAGGACAGCGAGCUGGAACGUCUGGAACAGGACAUGUUGCUGUUGUCGCUGGACGUCUUCAGCGCCAGCUUCGAUCCGUCCAAGGAGGCCGCGAACCAAUCCGGCUUCUGGCUCGACACUGUAGAAGUGCCAGGGGGCGGCGCAAAGAAGAAGCUGUCUGAAAAUGGCCAAGUUCAGCCCCGCCAGAAUGGCUUCAAAGUCACAGAGCCAAACCACAGCAAUGGCAACGGCACCGUGCACCAAGCCACACAACUAUGUGCGCAUCGCACUCCUUGGCUGCACGGCGAGAGCGCCGAGGAGGACCAGAUUAGCACCUUCAAGUAUGAACUUCCUAAGGGAGACAGCGCCUCGCAGGAUUCCCUUUCCAAGGCUUCUGGCUCUUUGCUGUCCCUCGAACUCGACUUAGGACCCUCCAUCUUGGACGAAGUACUGAACGUAAUGGAUGGCACAAAAACUGAGAUCAAGCUAUGACUGCAUCUGAGCGAAGAAGAAGGAAAAGUAGGGAGACGAAAGCAAUAUUACGGUGAAGUGCAGCGUACGAAAAGCCCGAAAGGCGAGAUCCGCAGCGUACAGACCGCAUGAGAUGAAGAACUAAAAGUAGAGCUACACUGAUUUCUUUAGACGAGGCAUCUAUCUUAGCUUUGAUGGUGUCUUUCACUUUUAGUUUACCUUCCUGCCAUGAGAAAGGUACGCAGCCUGCGUGUGUUCGACGACACCGCUUUUCGCGCCUUAUCGAGCCUUUACUUUUUUCGAUGACGUGUAUGAAACCCUUAGCGUACUCAAAACCUUUUACGGUGUUAGAACUUCAUCGUGGUACUGCUACGGACUUGUAUGGACGAUUUCAUGCUUUGACUCUAGUGACACAGUUUGUAGCCUUGCUACGUUUCGAUAACUAUGCUUCUGUGUGUACGUCUGUUUUUUAGAGGCGAAAACCGUCUGCGUAGCUGAAAACGAGUACUUGCAUCAAAGAAUUUCUUUUCUUAUUUAUAAAACCCAUGUUGCUACCAAAUGGAACAAUAUUGCCAUACACAGUUUUUAUUAUACCAGUAUAAUAAAGAGUUUUUUUUAUAAUCUUCUCCUUUAGGUUUCAUUAUAUUUGAGCACCGUUCCUGCGCAAUCCUGGGCGUCUUUUCCCGAUGGGCUUCGCUUACGAGCUAAUUCAACAGAUGGAAAAAUAACGUUAAGAAAUGCUGAAGUCGUUUGCAUUGCCUUUUUGCACGUACAGUAAGUUCUUCGGUGUUCCUGCCGCUGAUGUUUUGGAUGUUUUUUUAAGAUCGGGCAAAUUCCCAAGAUUUCUCCGAGAGGGAGACGGAGGAGGCAGGGAGCAUGAGCCGGGGGGCCGAGGGAGUUUCGCCUUCCUCUGACAUUCCUCGCAUUCCCAUGCGCUACCCUCAGCGGUGGAGCCGCGCCGGGCCGGCCUGUGGCGCUCCCGCAAAAGGUGCUUACUUUGCUGGUCUGCGCGCGAACGACAUUGUUCAAGGGGACGGAGGUACGAUCUCUCCCGGUGGGGGUCCUUAAAAUUCCCAACAUUCUUAUGCACAAGCACAAC
Molecule: messenger RNA, 3265 nt
Organism: Scleropages formosus (Asian bonytongue)
Lineage: Eukaryota; Metazoa; Chordata; Actinopteri; Osteoglossiformes; Osteoglossidae
Gene: cdc42ep3
Product: CDC42 effector protein (Rho GTPase binding) 3
Exons: 2
Coding region: 1279-2187 (302 amino acids)
Biological process (GO): positive regulation of pseudopodium assembly; regulation of cell shape; Rho protein signal transduction
Cellular component (GO): cytoskeleton; plasma membrane; cytoplasm
Molecular function (GO): small GTPase binding
Source: RefSeq, a predicted model, not a curated record